Cuscuta epithymum is the source of this 974-nucleotide messenger RNA. The record is from the annotation of a GenBank genome assembly. Lineage: Eukaryota; Viridiplantae; Streptophyta; Magnoliopsida; Solanales; Convolvulaceae.
CAACAUUGAUAUAGACUCAUGCAAACAGUUAAUUAAAUUAUCAUGCAAUUUACUUUAAUCAACUGAACAUAGUGAUUGGUAAAAACAACUAUAAAAUCUAUUGAUAUCCAUCAAUUGAUAGAAUCGACUUUGAGCUAGCUGUACUCUAUAUAAACCAUCAGAUUCCUCCAAAUUUCUGUUCAAUUCAUUCAUACACAAUCUAGCUACCUACAAUCCUUCAAUUCAGCCGAGCCCAAAUGGGUAACAGUUGUUCUUCAUCAUCGUCUUCCUCGUCGUCUCUCGUAAUCACGAGGUCUACUAAAAGAAAAUCAGACAAACCAGCCGUCGCCGGAGUAGCCAUUCUGGUAAAAUUGGACGGGAAAGCGCAAGAGUUCUGGCAACCGGCGGUAAGAGCCGGCGACAUUCUCUCGGAGAACCCAAACUGCAUCCUCUGUAGCUCCGAGGCAUUGAACGUCGACUCGCCGGUGGAGCCCUUGGCCGGCGACGAGGAAUUGCAGCUCGGCCAGCUCUACUUCCUUCUCCCGAUCGGGAAGUCCCACUUGCCGCUCUCUCUCCACGAUUUGUGUGUUUUGGCCGUCACGGCCAGCGCCGCCCUCGGUGAUCGGAGAUUGAACGUCGUGAGAGAAAGCCGGGUCCCGGCGGGCGGAGGAGGAUUCUCAGCCGAGGCACUGGUGGCGGCGGGAGAUGCGGCGUCGUUUGGGUGGUUCAUCAAGAUGGUUGUGGCCAGCAAAAAGUUGACUUCUGUCCUCUUUGAGCCAAAAUCGUCGUAUUGCAUUGAAUUGUUAAAUUAGGAUAUGAGUCAAAUAGAUAACAAACGGAGCAAGAAAAAUUACCCCAUUAGUAUUUGAUUUGACUGUCCCUUUCGCGUGAAUUUGUGGUGUACUAUGAACACCCAUUGAUUAAUUCUUUUACUCCCUCCGUUUUUUAAUAAACUUCACACUUUCCUUUUUGGGACGGUCUAAAAUAAACUUCAC